CCUACGCGCCUGAAUGUGUUUACAAUUAUGCUGCCCUAAUGUUUUUAUAAAAUAUUAAUUGAGGUAAUUUACUUUUCCACCAACAUUACCCUAUAAUAUUUUUUUAAUGAUUAAACUUUGAACUUAAUAAAAAUAAAGAAAUAAUGUCCAAACACACACCUUUGAUGCAAAACCAUUAGAUUAUUAAAGCACAUAUUUAAUCGUCUUAAAAUGUCUGCCAAAAAACUAGUAACUUUUAUUGUUCUUGUUUAUUUUGCCAAAUAUACAUUUACUAAACUUUUGCCAAUUAAUCAUAUGAGAACAAAACUUGGUUCAAUUUUUAGUUCAAUCCGUUCAUCAUUUACAGACUGGAACAUGUGCUUAUACGUAGGAAGAAAUUCUUAUAGAUUCAACAAUGAAAACGUAUGUCCUUAUAUGGUGCUUGAUAAGCAAUUAAACAAACUGAAUGGGACUUAUUGGCCAUUAAUAAAUUUUGCUUUUGCUUUUUUGGAUAAACCUGAUGAUAUCAACAAAACAUUGUCUACACUGCUUAGCACAACGAUUUGGAAUCCCAGGCAAAAAACUAUAUUUAUUAUUUCAGAGACACCCAAAGAUUUUCCAGUGGCUAAUUUUAUGAAGUUUUUAUGGUCAUAUAAUUUAAUUAAAUUUAUUGUAAUAAUAGGUUACGAGGAUUUUCAUAUUUAUACAUACAAUAUGUUUGCCGAUAACAAAGUAAUCAACCUUAAAGUAAAUGAAGUAGGAGAAUAUUUUACCAAAACAAACUUGAAUUUUAAUUUGCAUCCUUUAAACGCAAUUCUUUUUAAUUACAAACCAAGUUUGUUUAAAGUUGGGAACCAAUGGAAAGGUACAGAUUACGGAAUAUAUCUUACAUACGUAAAAAUGUUAAAUGCUUCAGUGCAUUUAUUAGAGUGUGAUUUUUUUGACACGGCUUUUGAUAAUAUUAAACAUGGAGUGGGUGAUAUAGUAAUUGUUAGUCAUUUUAGAACCAACCGAAUUAAUAAUUUUGAUAUUAGCUUACCAACUGCCAUGGACAAAUUGGUAUUGCUAAUACCACGUACAGAUGCUGUAAAUUUUGAAUAUUUUUGGAACGAAGAAAAUUAUUAUUUUUGUUUGGGAAUCAUGAUCGUAUUCAUGUGUGUUGUGGUAGUCCUUAAACUUAUGAAGUGUGAACAUACUGUUUUGACCGCUUGGAGAAUAUUAUUUCAAUCUAGCGUGCCACAAUUGGACCAUAUAAAUGGAAAACUAAAAUGGUUUUUAGGAUUAUGGAUUAUUACAAGCCUUAUUAUGUCUAAUGUGUUUAGUAGUACUUUGUCUAGUAGCCUUUUAGCGCCAAAAUAUAAAUCCAAAUUAAAUACUAUAAGAGAAAUAGUAUCAUUAAAUGUAACUAUAAGAGUUUUACCGUACUACAAAAAGUUGGUUCCUGAAGAACUAGAACUUGAACCUUUAUUGGUUGCAGACAAUACUUUUACUGGCCAAGAGGUUACUCCAAACAAUUAUUAUUUAAUGCGACAGGACAUGGCAGAAUAUUACCAGGACACUGUUUUUGGACCCGACGGUGAUCCUUACUUUUAUAUUUUGGAUGAAGCAGUUACAUACGGAUUUCAAUUUUACAUCUUUCAAAAAAACUCACCGUACUUAAAUAUAAUAAACAAAAUUAUGCAAUACGAGAAGGAGUUCGUUCUUAGUCGACCAUUCCUAAAUAAAAAUAACUACGAACAGAAAAAUAAAAAUUUGAAAAGUAGAAAAUUUACUUUUACCACAGAAUUGCUAAUGCUUCUAAAUCUCUAUGGUUUUUGGGUUUUGGUAUUUAUAGGCGAAAUUAUUGCAUUCAAAUAUAAAUUGUAUUAAUAUUACAGCUUAAUUUAAAUUUACUUUAAGUAGGGAAGACCAGU
This is a messenger RNA of Brassicogethes aeneus, 1892 nucleotides long. The record is from the annotation of a GenBank genome assembly. NCBI's taxonomy places the organism in Eukaryota, Metazoa, Arthropoda, Insecta, Coleoptera, Nitidulidae.